Messenger RNA from Eruca vesicaria subsp. sativa (arugula), 1094 nucleotides. The record is from the annotation of a GenBank genome assembly. NCBI's taxonomy places the organism in Eukaryota, Viridiplantae, Streptophyta, Magnoliopsida, Brassicales, Brassicaceae.
GUUUCUAAGUGUUCUUUUCUUUUUUUUGACCAAUAAACAUUACAUAUUCAUUCGAUUUAUGCAAAUAAAGAACUACUCGCCGCGAAUGACUGAAUGUCCCUCCUCAAUCCUCGCAUGUUUCGUCGGUCCUUUAACUACUUUGCUUAUUCUAUUUAUACACAAACUCACUAACACACCAAACACACAUAUCUCAACAACUGAAAUCUCUCUCAGUCUCUCCUCUUUUUUUCUCUCUUCUCUGAUGGCUUCAUUUGCUGUAAAGACAACUUUUUGUUUCCUUGUUGCUGUUUUUUGCUUCAUUGGAAACAAUGUUGAAGGUAGAGAAGGUAAGCUCUUCUUUAGCAAGUUCACUCACUUAGAUCACCCUAAUAACAAAGAAGUAUCUCUAGCCCCAGCUCCCGCUCCGGGCCCAGCACAAGCCAAUGGAAGACUCGGUGGCGGGCCUUUCGGGCCAGGUUCCGGUAUGAUUCCUCAAACCAAAGAGUCAUGGCCAGUUUCAACAACGACCACAGACCAAGAGUUCGAGAAAUUGAUGGCUACAUUUGACCAAGAAAAGAGCAACAACCAAUUACCUGAGGAGUUUGAAGAGGAAGAAGAGUCCCAAGAAGAUCUUAGUGAGCAAAAGGACAAAUACAACAAUAAUAAUGAAUACAGUUACACUACCAAUAAUUAUAAUGGUAAUAGGAGAGGUUACGGUAAUGAAGAAGAGAGACAAGGUAUGAGUGAUACAAGGUUCAUGGAGAACGGUAAGUACUUCUACGACACAAGAGGUAGGAGUUCCGAAUAUACUCCUAGUCGCAGGUACGAGAGUGCUCGAGGAAAUGAUCAUCCCAACGAGUUUGAAACUAUGGAGGAAUACUACAAGAGCUUGGAAGGUAGUAAAGAGGAGUUUGAGCCUUGAAAAGAAAAUAAACUUUUUAUUUGAGAUACCAAAGAAGUUUUUGAGUAAGUGUGAAAUCUCAAUUUACUUUUCUUUUAUGAGAUGUGAAACCUACCAAUCACUUUAAAGUUAUACAAUAUCAAAAGUUGUGAGUUAUGUUUAGUAUAUUUAUUUAUUUUCGGUACCCGUCAAUAUCCUUAAUCCAAAAAACUGC